AUGAGACAAACGAAAAGGGCAAAGUUAGAUUUAACUACAUCUGAUGAUGGCAAUAUUAAUAAGGAUGUUGUAGAUAAUAACCAAGCCGACGCUGUUAAACCUGUAAAAAUUACAAUUAUUGGUGCUGCUGGUGGUAUUGGUCAAUCGUUAUCAUUAUUAUUGAAGACUCAAUUGUUACCAAAUUCAUCUGCCAGUAAAUAUAGAUAUGGUACUGUCCAUUUAGCUUUAUAUGAUAUUAAUAAAGAUGGGGUUAACGGUGUGACUACGGAUCUUUCCCAUAUUGAUACUGCUGUUCAUGUGACUUCUCAUUCUGGUGAAGAUGGGCUAGUUGAAUCAUUAACAGACUCUGAUUUAAUUGUUGUCACUGCAGGGGUGGCAAGAAAGCCAGGAAUGACAAGAGAAGAUUUGUUUCAGAUCAAUGGGAAGAUUAUCUUGAAUUUGAUGGAUCAAGUCGUUAAGAAUUGUGAUCUUUCCAAGUGUUUUAUCUUGAUGGUUACUAAUCCUGUGAACUCAUUGAUUCCCUUAGUUAUUCGUAAAUUAAGGAAAGAGUUAAAGGGUAAAACGACCACUAGUAUUGAUGAUAUAUCCAAACGUGUUCUUGGUGUGACAAGAUUGGAUUCUGUUAGAGCAGCCACCUUUGUUCAUACAUCAUUAAGAAGUAAAGGAAUAGUAAUUGAUUUUGAAUCAUUAAGAGUACCUGUUAUAGGUGGUCAUUCGGGAUUAACUAUUAUUCCCUUAAUCUCACAAACGAAAAAUAAGAAAAAAACCAUUGCCAAUAUUAAUACAUUAAUUUCUGAAGAAGAUGUAGCUAAGCUCACUAAGAGAAUUCAAUUUGGUGGUGAUGAAGUUGUCAAGGCUAAGAAUGGUCAAGGUUCUGCUACAUUAGCUAUGGCCUUGGCUGGAUUUAGAGUCUUAGAAGAUUUGACAUCAUUAUUAUUGGAUGAAGUAGAAACUAUAUCUGAUUCACCUGGGUUUUUCCUUGCUAUAAGAGAUUCCAAUCAAAAACCUUUAGAUAUUACUGAUAAUGAUAAAUUGACUAAUUGGUUGGAUGAAAAUUUCCAAGAAAAAUCAAAGAACAUCGAAUUUUUUGAAUUACCAAUUACAAUUGAUAAGCAUGGUGUCAAAAAAAUUGAUUAUGAAUUAUUAUUGAAUAUAUCCGAAUAUGAGAAGAAAGUUUUGUUACCACCUUGUAUUGAUCAAUUAAUCGAAAAUUUUGACCAAGCAAAGACAAUUGAAGUAUAA
This is a messenger RNA of Henningerozyma blattae CBS 6284, 1242 nucleotides long. RefSeq lists its product as uncharacterized. Gene Ontology annotation, cellular component: cytoplasm. Gene Ontology annotation, biological process: tricarboxylic acid cycle; malate metabolic process. The record is from RefSeq and is a predicted model, not a curated record. Gene Ontology annotation, molecular function: L-malate dehydrogenase (NAD+) activity. The coding region runs from base 1 to 1242 and encodes 413 amino acids. The transcript has a single exon. NCBI's taxonomy places the organism in Eukaryota, Fungi, Ascomycota, Saccharomycetes, Saccharomycetales, Saccharomycetaceae.